Molecule: messenger RNA, 1611 nt
Organism: Linum tenue
Lineage: Eukaryota; Viridiplantae; Streptophyta; Magnoliopsida; Malpighiales; Linaceae
Source: the annotation of a GenBank genome assembly
AUGACCGCUUCUCUUCUGCUCAUCUUAGCCUACUCAAUCAGCCCAUACUCACUGCUUCUCCAACGACGCAGCAGCAGCAGCAGCAGCAUCAAUCCCACAAUCCAACAACCAGUAGCAGCAGGAGAAGAAGAAGAAGAAGAAGUACUAUCUUCAGAACAAUAUUCCUGCGUCAGCAGGCAACAGUUACAGAUCAUCAGGAGCUCGUAUUCGUCGUCGAAGCCAUCUCCUUUCCUCCUUUCCAGGCUCAAAGAGUACGAACAGCGUCACAAGCGCUGCGAUCCCUUCUCCGCGUCCUUCAAUCGAAGCUCCCGGGAACUUAUCAGGGUACAGAAUUCCCCUGAUUCGCUUGUAAAAAAACCUGAAGAAGACGAAGCUGAAAAUUAUUGCAGAUACAUAGUGUGGACACCGGUGAAUGGAUUGGGGAACAGGAUGCUCAGCAUCUCUUCCUCAUUUCUCUACGCUCUCCUCACCAACCGUGUCCUGCUGGUCGAUUUCGGCCCCGACAUGGUCGACCUCUUCUGCGAGCCGUUUCACAACUCCACCUGGUUCCUCCCCAGAGACUUCACUUUCAAGGGCCGAGCCAAUACCCCUGAGUUCAGGGAAACUUACAGCCUCGGAAAACUGUUGAGAAGGGAGGAGGAGCAGAAGAAGGAGAUGCCAUAUGUUGCGUCGCUCCUUCAGCUUUUUCUUUCCUACGAUAACGACGAUUACGACAAGCUUUUCUACAAAAGUGAGACUCAGCCACUCUUGAAGAAAGUCCCCUGGCUAGUUCUGAGAUCGGACCAGUAUUUCGCCCCUUACUUGUUCCUGAUGCCCUGCUUCAGGGCAGAACUGGACAGAAUGUUUCCUGACGACAAGGAGACUGUUUUCCACCACUUGGGGAGAUACCUAUUCAGCCCAUCAAAUCAAGUUUGGGGGCACAUCAUCGGAUUCUACGACGCUUAUCUGGCGAAAGCAGAUCGAAGAAUCGGUCUUCAGAUAAGGGUUUUCAGCCUGGAUAAAACCCCGGCUUCACUCAUUCUGAGUCAGGUCAUAAAUUGCAUCCAGGAAGAGUCUCGAAUAAUAAUUCUUCCCAAUGCUACGACUACAACUACCACUACUGCUUCUUCGUCUGGUCGAAACAGGACGACGACGACGACUGCUAUUCUGGUAGCGUCAUUGUUGGGCCAAUUCUACACGGAGCUGAACAGAAUGUACAAGGAGUGGAACGAAAAAGCGGGAGCCACGGUGGUUGGGGUUUAUCGGACGAAUCAUGAAGAGAUGCAAGUGCUUGGUAGCAGUUCACAUAAUAUGAAGGCAUUGGUGGAUAUAUAUCUGCUGAGCAUGUGCGAUGUGCUGGUCACUAGCCCGCGGUCAACUUUUGGGUACGUGGCUCAUGGUCUGGCAGGGUUGACUCCAUGGAUUUUGCAGAGUCAGGACAUUGAAGACGAGGAACAGAGGGUUAAGGAACCAGCUUGCCGACGUGGUGUUUCCAAGGAGCCAUGUCUUCAGUUUCAUGCUAAUUAUUAUGACACCAGCCCAGAUCAUCGUGAAGCAGGAGGGCCUGUUCCCGUGAUUAUGGAUUGUGAAGAUUUCCAAUAUGGACUCAAGCUUGUAAAUCGCCGGGUUUAG